Messenger RNA from Cuscuta campestris, 2927 nucleotides. The record is from the annotation of a GenBank genome assembly. Lineage: Eukaryota; Viridiplantae; Streptophyta; Magnoliopsida; Solanales; Convolvulaceae.
CCCUCUUCCUUCUCGCCGUUCUCGCCCGCCAUGGGUUCCGGUGAAGAAAAGCAGCCUUUUAUCGACCACGACGACGAUGACCCGGAGGAUCCUCCGGUUAAGCAGAUGGGAGAUGAAGCCCUUAAGCGGCGGACUGAGUCGGAGAUAGAAGAAUUGGAUAAGGAUGCGAAGAGCCCACCAAAGAUUGUGACAAAGAUAUGCUCUGAGACUCCUGGGUCCCUUGACACUCCUGUCACCCGCCCUGACUCUGAUACCGAAUUUCUUCUGAAAAUCUACGAGAAGAAAAUACAAUCUUUGAAAUCCCACCAUGAAGCUCUGAUUGACAGGUCAGACGGUAUUUCCAACUCACUUCAAAACACUAUGGGCCAGUUGCUUACAACUGCGACUUCCUUGUCUAUGAUCGAACCUUUUCUUGAUAAAGUAUUGAACCGUAGAGUGAGUGGGAGGGUGUCCUCAUCCAUCUCCUUCCUGAUGUGCUUUCAAUGUUUCCUGGGGAUUUUCAUUGGCAUAUUGAAAAUGAUUGAAGUUUACAGAGAAAUAUCCAAACUUGUCAAGAGAAGAGCCAAGAUUGUAUCAGAUUAUUCAAAAUUUAAUGAAUUUGCUCCUAAGGACGCCGAAGAGAUAAAGGCAUGUUCUAGCGGCUCUGCUGCUGAUCUUUCAAAGAAGACGAGGCGUGCAGCUGAAGAUAUGGAUUUUGAGCCAGAAUCAGGGCGUUUCGAAUCUAGGAAGAAGAGAGCAGCUUCAGGUUCUGUUUCUGGGGUUCCGAAGAAGAAGAUGAAGGUGAAUGAUGCUGCGUUGCGUUCUGGUAUCCUUGAUCAUUUGGAUCCAACCCAGAGGCUCAGUGAAGCACAGGAAGACGGGGAUGGAAUCCAGAACCUUUCAAUUUUGUACUGCCUCCAUUUUGCUUUAACCUGCUUGUUUGGGUUCUUGCAAAUCCUCAAAUUGACGUUUUCACCAUUCAGUAACAAGUAGGUAGAGACAUAUCCAAGGUGCAGUCGGAGGUCAUGAAAGGGAGCGCAUUUGGUGGAGAGGAGAGGAAGAUGAUAUGCCUGGAUGAGAACUUCAUUGCCUAAGCAAAUGUGUUUUUGAGAUGAUGACUAUUAAAAAUUACACUGUAUGUAUGUAUGUGAUUCUAUGGGCCCUUUGUUUUUUUUUCCUCCUUCUAUGAAUAUGUAGGCAUCUAGAGUGCACACUGUAUGCUGUGUUGUAUGUUGGAUUAUGGGCAAGCAUCAACAUGUGUUUUUCGGUAAGUGGAAGAGGUUUUUGUUGCGAUUUCAGACCCGCCGAUCCGGUACGAGCUUUAAUACAUUGCUUCUUUUUCUUUCUUUUUUUGCACUUUAUUGUUCAGCUUUAAACAUUUUUUUCACACUUUUUCUCUUAUAACAAUAUUCUUCUACUCACUGUUUUAUUUUAUAACAGAGUAAUUUUUAAUCCUUGCAUGCGAAAUUCUUUCUUUAAGGAUGAAAAUAAAUUAGAUAUUUCAUUAGUGAAACAAUAAUAACUCCAUCCAUGUUUUUGCAUUAUAUGUUUACACAAAUAUAGUUAAUUAAUUUCUCUAUUCUAUCAAGUAUAAAAAAAUAUCCAAGCAAGAUACCGUACAACCGGGUGUACAUGUACACUCGCUAAAAAGUCCUCAAUAGAUAGAAUUUGUCGUCUUGGAUUUAAUUACCAGAAAUAAGGUAGCUUUCCUCGGUGGAAAAUCAAUGAUGUUCCAAGGUUUGGAUAAAAAAUGAAAACAAGUUUUGAUAAAGUGGGGGAAAAAAAUGAAAAAUUAGUUUUGUUGUCACUCUUAGACUUCUUUUACACUCCUGCUCUUCACUCUUAUGAAUGGCGAAAAAAACAUGAUGAAAAGAAAAACUUAAGCAGCCUUUUUUCACAGAUGUUUCGUCACUUUGCAGUGCAGUAAAGUUUUUUUUAUCCAUUCAGUUCUAAAGGUACUUUUUUCCAGUAUAAAACCUGAAGCACCCCGUUAUUUUGAUCUACCGGCUUAAUUGCACAUUGUUUCAUUGGGGUUGCAUCAUAGUGCAAAACAUCUGGCCGGGCUGUAUCUUGGCAGCACUUUUUAUCCAUGCCUAAACGUUUUGUCACGGGAAAUUAAAACUACCGUCCGUGCCAAAAAUCGUGCCAAAACCGCAUUUUUUUUUGUAGUGAACUUAAAGUUCCAAUGCAUAGAAGAAACAAAGAAGAAUCUUUAGGGUUGAAUUAUAAAUUAAUAACUCUUUUGCCUUGAAUGACUCACUGGAGAUCUAUUUUUUUAAUUGUUUCUUCUUUCCUACUCAUUUGUGUUACAUAUUUAUUUAUAAUGCAAUGUUCUCCAGAUGGGUUCCUACUAUCAAGAUUUUGCUCAUAUGUUGAAAACAUGUUCUAUACUUGGUUUCAAUAAUUUACUUCUUCUCUACUUCAUGUUAUAAAAAUGUCUAUAACAUUCUACAUGUUGUCUUUUUUUCACAUGUUUUUAAUAUAACGUGUAUUUCCAUACAUUUUCUUAUUUUAAACAUUGCACAUGGAGAACCCAUUAUCUUACUUUCUCUUCAACUACGUACAAUAUGCAGGUUCAUGUUAGUUCUCUAAAUAUUCAGAAAAUUGUGCUUCCCAUACUAUUUUUUUUAACCACUUUCACAGUUUCUGAUUUGAAUAUCCUCAAUGUUGUUGUACUCAGCUGCCGGUGUAUUAUUUCUGCUGCUGAUUUUCUUCGUCGACCAGGUACUAUGUUUGAUUUGGAAUUGGUUUGAUUCCUAUUCUUAGGACAUAUUGAUCUACGUUUGAGUAAAUCCUCAUUCUCUUCAAUUCCCUCUGAGCACCAAUACCCUCCAAUAUGCUUAUGCUUCAAAUAACAAAGUUCAAUAUAGAAACAGAAUGAAAACACAGAAAGGUUGAAGAUGGUGAGGAGAAGGGUCAGGAAGCAAGUGCUUUAAAUGUGUUUUCAA